Molecule: messenger RNA, 765 nt
Organism: Adineta ricciae
Lineage: Eukaryota; Metazoa; Rotifera; Eurotatoria; Adinetida; Adinetidae
Source: the annotation of a GenBank genome assembly
AUGUCCGCAACGAACAACAGUCGAUCUGACGAGCACUCGAUUGCUGUUUAUCUUGACGAUGAUUUUGACCCAAGAAACGAAAUUAUCGAAUCAGGACCUUCUCCGCACACUAAACAUGAGAUACAAGAACUAAUCGAAACAUGUUAUUCAACCAGUAUCAGUUUACUGCACGAACAGCUGACUGAUUCUGAUAUGCCAAUUAUUGUCGAUUCAGCAAUUAUUCGGAAGAAAUGUACUGAACUCAAAUUAGGAUACAAUCAGAUAACGUCCGAAGGGGUGAAGACUUUAGCUGAUGCUCUAAAGAAGAAUUCAACAUUAGAACACCUGAAUCUUUUUCAUAAUAACAUAGCCGAUCAAGGUGUAUAUUAUCUUACUCAAGCACUUUUAUCGAAUGAAAAAUCGAAAGUUAAAAUGCUUUUCAUUGGUUAUAAUCAAAUUACAGAUAAAAGCAUUGAAUAUUUAUGUAAUUUAUUGAAAAGCAAUAGAAAUAUUGUCCAUUUAGGGCUAUCAAAUAAUGAAAUCAGUGAUCGCGGGAUUAUAGUAUUGGCAAAUGUGCUGACUAAUGACAAUAUUACUCUAAAAGAAUUAUAUUUAUGGGGAAAUAAAUCGAUUGGUGAUAUGUGUGUCGAUGCAUUAGCGGAUAUGUUGGUUUAUAAUCGAUCAUUGAUGAAACUUGUUCUGUUUGAUUGUAAUCUAUCUGAUCUGAGUAAAGAAAGAUUAAGAGAAGUUGUACAAUCAAGGAAAGAUUUUGGAUUGUUCUUAUAA